Molecule: messenger RNA, 1116 nt
Organism: Kuraishia capsulata CBS 1993
Lineage: Eukaryota; Fungi; Ascomycota; Pichiomycetes; Pichiales; Pichiaceae
Exons: 1
Coding region: 1-1116 (371 amino acids)
Molecular function (GO): dioxygenase activity
Source: RefSeq, a predicted model, not a curated record
AUGACACAAACAGAUCCUUCAGUGUGGACACCUCCUACUGUUCCGGAGUGGGAGUAUCCCAAAGAAACUACUGAAAGACUAGAGUGGGCAGAUUUGUCCACUAUUGAUUUGACCUCGUUCAAUGAACCCAGUGGAAAAAAAGCUUUGGCUGAACAACUAUCACAGGCUAUUCAAAAAGACGGUUUCUUUGCAGUGGUUGGCCAUGGAAUCUCAAAAGAUGAAGUUAAACGCCAAUUUGCGUUGGGAAAAACCUUUUUCGAAUCUCAAUCAAAUGAAGUAAAACGCCAACGUGUGGUUGAUUUUGAUGAUGGAGACUAUUUUGGAUAUAAAGCCCCUUUUGAAAAGACCAUGUUUGGAACUGACGUGAAGGAAAACGUGGAACUGCUGAACGUUCCCAAAUUUAACGGUUUUUUCGACGACGAUGUGAUCAACCGCAUACCUUAUUUAAAUCACUUCAGGUCUGAGAUCGAGUCGUUCUCUCGAAAGUCGUUUGAGGUUGCCCGAAAAUUAUUUGUCUUGUUUGCAAUAAUUCUUGAACUUCCUGAAAACUACUUUGCUGAUCAACAUCGUUACGAAGAUUAUUCUGAUGAUCAUCUCAGAUAUAUGCUUUACCAUCCUAGACCUGCUGAAGAUGACGCAAAAUUGGACAACAAUUGGGCCCGUGGCCACACAGACUUUGGAUCUUUAACCCUGUUGUUUUCACAAGUGGUUGCUGGAUUGCAAAUAAGAACCGAAACAGAGUCAGGUUACGAGUGGAAACACAUCCGUCCAGUUGAUGGAGGCAUUAUCUGCAACAUCGCCGAUGCAUUAGGAUUUUACAGCAACAACUACCUCAAGUCCACAGUGCAUCGCGUCCUGCGUCCGCCCGAUGACCAAGUUGGGUCCCGCCGUCUGGGAUUGUUCUACUUUGUUCGUCCUGGAAAAGGGUCCCAAAUCGAGAUUGCCCCUUCGCCUGUGCUGAAGAAACUGGGUCUUUAUAGGGACCUCCCCGCUGUGUCAGGCCAGCAUUAUGUGAGAAGCAGAGUCAAACAGUAUCAUACGAAAACCACUUACGACCGUAACUAUGGGGAGAAAUUCCGUGUGGGAGAUUUUGAAAUUAUUGACGGGUAUGAAUGA